AUGGGUUCUGGAUUCAGUAAAAAAUCAUCGUCUGUUACUGACGAUUUGGAAUCGGGAAUAGACAUGCUUCAGAUUCCAUGGAUCGAAGAUGGUUACCCACCCCCAGUACCACCCAGCACUGCCAGGAAGAAUAUUUUUCUAGCGGAAGAUUUUGCAGAAAUUGACAGAAGAGCACGCAAUACGAAAAUCGACAACACAACGAGAUACGACAUUCUGCUGUACAUGCUUGUGGAGCAUUGUACUAACGACCUUCAAAAAGUACGAGCCAUCUUCACGUGGCUUGGGGCUCAACAAAACCUCAUUCAAAAUGGCAACUUCCGGAAGGUCAAGAAACUGAAUGGACCAAUGGGCUACAUGAAGCUGCUACACGAGAGCAAGGGAACCUACUCUGCAUUCUUCGCCCACCUAUGCAGACAGGCGGGGAUCCCCUGUGUGAUAAUCUUUGGAGUUUCCAAGAGCUUCGACUACAACGUUGGCGAUAUGGACAUACUCCACCUUCGCAACUGCUGGAACGCGGUGUACGUGGAGCGGGGAUGGCGACUCAUCCACCCACUGUGGUCUUGCCGCAAGGUCAAGGACUACAAGCAGAGUCACUGGAAGGUACACGGCUCAGCGAGUCAACCGGACGACGGCAGCGAGGGACGAACUCUCAACAUCGGCGAUGAUUUCUUCUUUCUCGUCGAUCCUAAGAUCUUCAUCUACAUGUGUCGACCGGUCGUCGACAUGACUGCGUGGCAGUUGUUACCGGAUACGUGGUCGCUGGAGAAAUUCAUCCACGCGCCUGUGUACCGGAAGUCCUACUUCUUGUUCGACCUCACUCUGGAAUCAACGGACAGUUGUAUUUUAGUCGCAGAGCGUGGCGAUGUGGAGGUGGUGUUUGCUGUCAAUGAAAAUCACGAUUUCGUUUUUACUCAAGAAUUGUUUUUCGACAACAGAACUUCCUUCGCCGACAUUCCCAAAGGCACUGCUUUGGAAAAAUACUGCUUCAUCAGCAAGAAAAACAACAAAGUCUCGUUCCACGUGAGAUGUCCUGUUUCUGGGAUAUACAAACUUCACAUUUACGGUGGUGUGUCACGUCUGUACAAUCUGUGCGAUUUCCGCAUAGUCUGCGAAGGAGCCUGUAAAAACGCCAAACCGUACCCACUACUGAAGGCUGUAAUGUUUGGCUACACAGAAAAGUCCAAAGAGAUGGGCUUAGGUUCACCUUCGGAAUAUGGAGGAAUUAUCAAACUAAAGUCAGGCCAGGGAAAGUUCCUGACGUUCGAAACGGAACCCGGAAUGGACGUAGCGGCCGCUUUGUACCACCCACACAAGACACAAGAAGAAAUGAAGAACUUCGUAGCGACAAAAAUUCGGGAGAUGUGUUUUGAUGAGAAGAAGGUGUACGUGAAUGUCUAUGUGAAUCUUCCCUCAGCCGACCAGCUAGACGAAUAUGCGCUGCAUGUCUACACGAAAGGCCAGGGGGAGGGGGAUAGGUAUCGGAAUGCAGUCAACUACCUGUUGGUGAUGGACGGACACCCGAACGACACACCGAAGAGCCUACAGAACGAGACUCGAGUGCAGCAAGCGCUGGACGACCUGGUAGUAGCUAACAGAAGAUCUGUUCCGAGUGUCGGCGAACUCGACACGGCUCUCAUGAACGCAGAAACACUGCAAGUUGAUAAUGAUGACGUCAUGGAAGAGGUUAAGGAAAAGAUCGCACUCCUAGAGUUGAAAAGAGAUUUACGACUAGCAGUUGACCACAGGAAUGCCGACGUGUUGGACAAGGUGAUCAGACGAGGUCGUGACCAUGGCCGGGAUGAGGAACUUGAUGACCUCCUUGUCAUCGCUACAGCAGUCCGGGAACAGCUGCUCAGACUGAGGACGUUCCUGUUGGAUGUCCUGCAGAUACGCCAGCCCACGAUAUCGGAGAUCCACAACUACACACGGCCUAAACCCGUCGUCCAUGACAUCAUGAAGGCGGUAUAUAUCCUACUCGGCGAGGAUGAGAGAAAUCUCUUGGUCUGGGAGUACAUUCAGCUACUCAUGCGAGAAGUUGGACCCGGCAGUCUGCUGAACCGGCUCAAACUGUUCGACGUCGUCCACGUGGACAGAGCGAGGAUGGAGCAGGCCCACAGACUGCUAGACAUCUACGGCGAUGACGUCGUCAGGGAGGCCAGCGUCGGCACGGAGAUAUUUUACAAGUGGGCUCAGAAUAUCAUUGUGGAGAUGGUGGUUACAGAUAAUAACAAGGUAUGA
Molecule: messenger RNA, 2238 nt
Organism: Gigantopelta aegis
Lineage: Eukaryota; Metazoa; Mollusca; Gastropoda; Neomphalida; Peltospiridae
Product: hillarin-like
Exons: 8
Coding region: 1-2238 (745 amino acids)
Source: RefSeq, a predicted model, not a curated record